GGGGCGGGCGGGGGGCUCCGGGAGCUGAGCCCCGCCCCCUCCUCCUCCUCCUCCGGACCGCGGAGCCCGGAGCGGGCAUGGGCCGCACUCCGCCGCUCCGGCACCAUGACGCCCGUUCGCUUCGUGGUGGCUGUGAUUCUAGGGGCGCUCCCCGGGGUGGUGGGCUCUGACCCCGUCCUCGUCUACCCCCUCCACUACCGCCACGGCCACCGGCCCCCCGCGGGCCCCCGGGUUCCCUCCCGCCUCCCCACCCCGCGGGCGCACGCCCCGCACCCGCACCCGCAGCCGGCGCCCAGCGCGCAGCCUCCGCGGGCCCUCCACGCGCAGCGCGGGCCCCCGACGGUCCCCGGGGCCUGCCCUGCGGGGGGGCCCUGGGUCAACGUGACGGCCGCGGGCGCCCCGUGUCUGCGCUGGGCGGACGUGCCGCCCCUCCUGGAGCGGCUGCCCCCCGCGGACUGGGCUCCGCUGCGCGGGCAGCGCCACAACUUCUGCCGGAGCCCCGACGGCGCGGGCCCGCCCUGGUGCUUCUACCGGAGCGCGCGGGGCCGCGGGGACUGGGGCCACUGCGCCUGCGGACUCGGCACAGGCUCUGCCUCCCCCGUCCUGCGCCUCGCCGGCGGGAGCAGCGGGCACGAGGGCCGCGUGGAGGUCCGCCAUGCCGGCCAGUGGGGCACCGUCUGCGACGACCAGUGGGACGAUGCGGACGCGGAGGUGGUCUGCCGGCAGCUGGGCCUCAGUGGCAUCGCCAGAGCGUGGACGCGGGCCUACUUCGGCGAAGGCUCCGGCCCGGUGCUGCUGGAUGAGGUGCGCUGCACGGGCAACGAGCUGGCCCUCGAGGAGUGUCCGAGGCGGCCCUGGGGCGAGCACAACUGCGGCCACGGAGAGGACGCCGGCGUGUCCUGCACCCCGCUCACGGAUGGGGCCCUCAGGCUUGCAGGGGGGAAGGACAGCCACGAGGGCCGCCUGGAGGUGUACCACCGGGGCCAGUGGGGGACGGUCUGUGACGACGGCUGGACGGAGCUGAACGCGUACGUGGUGUGCCGGCAGCUGGGGUUCAGGUACGGCAAGCAGGCCCCCGCCAGCCUCUUCGCGGGGAGCACCGGGCCCAUCUGGCUGGACGAGGUCAGCUGCUCCGGACGGGAGACCAGCCUCCUGCAGUGCUCCAGGCCGCCGUGGGGGCACCACGACUGCAGCCACCGCGAGGACGUGGGCGUGGCCUGUGCCCCGCGCGGCGAGGGACACCGGCCAUCGCUGGGUUUCCCCGUCAGACUGGUGGACGGCGAGAAUGAGAGAGAGGGGCGAGUGGAGGUGUUCCUCAGGGGCCAGUGGGGAACCAUCUGCGAUGACGGCUGGACGGACAGGAACGCGGCUGUGACCUGUCGGCAGCUCGGCUUCAGGGGCCCCGCCCGGGCGCGGGCCAUGGCGUACUUCGGGGAAGGCCGGGGGCCCAUCCACAUGGACAACGUGGCGUGCACGGGCAGCGAGCGGGCCCUGGCCGACUGCCUCAAGCAGGAGGUGGGGAGGCACAACUGUCGCCACAGCGAGGACGCGGGCGUCAUUUGUGAUUAUCUCGGCAAGAAGGCGCCAGGGAACGGGGAUAAAGCGCCCGUUCCGCCCGGCUGUGGGCUCCGGCCGAUGCUCCGGCGGCAGAAGCGCAUCGUCGGCGGGAAGAACUCGCUUAGGGGCGGCUGGCCCUGGCAGGUGGCGCUGCGCCUCCGGUCCCCCCGCGGGGACGGCCGGCUCCUCUGCGGGGCCACGCUGCUGAGCAGCUGCUGGGUGCUGACGGCCGCGCACUGCUUCAAGAGGUACGGGAACAGCACGCGGAGCUACGCUGUCCGGGUGGGGGACUACCACACGCUGGUGCCUGAGGAGUUUGAGGAGGAAAUCGGAGUCCAGCAGAUUGUCAUUCACGGGGCGUACCGGCCGGACAGCAGUGACCACGACAUCGCCCUGGUCAGGCUGCAGGGCCCGGACGGGCAGUGCGCCAGGCUCAGCAGCCACGUGCUACCCGCCUGCCUGCCGCUCUGGAGGGAGAGGCCACAGAAGACAGCCUCCAACUGCCACAUCACAGGCUGGGGAGACACAGGCCGCGCCUACGCCCGGACCCUGCAGCAGGCCGCCGUGCCCCUGCUGCCCCGGAGGCGGUGUGCGGAGCGCUACCAGGGCCGCUUCACCGGGAGGAUGCUCUGUGCCGGCAGCCUCCGCGCACACAGCCGGGUGGACAGCUGCCAGGGGGACAGCGGGGGGCCCCUGGUGUGCGAGCGGCCGGGAGCCGGCUGGGCCGUGUACGGGGUGACCUCCUGGGGGCACGGCUGUGGAGCCAAGGGCUCACCCGGCGUUUAUACCAAAGUGUCAGCCUUUGUACCUUGGAUCAAAAGUGUCACCAAACUGUAAUUGGUGGAACCCUCGAGGAAGCGGUACUUAAAAGUGCGUUGGAAACUUUCAACCUCGGCGGUAGUCCUCAGCCAGCGAUGCCCGCCAUGGGGAUGAGGUCCACGUGUGCAGUUGUGACGGGACCCUGGCCCCUCCACUGCGGGGGACCUGUGGCGUGGUGCUGACUGCCCUUCAUUGCAUUGCCGCCUCCCAUGUUAGUGUCCCUGGAGACUAACUUUGUUCCCAUUUGAACCUUAUUUAACUCUAUUUCUCAUCAUCCUCUGGAUAUUGUAUAUAAUGAUUGUGCAAUAAUGUUUUUACCCUUUUUUGGAGAACUUCUGAGUCAGUGAUCUGUGGAUUCAUAUUAUGUGCCCAGGCUUGACGGAAAAAAUACUCAUUACCUCACU
This is a messenger RNA of Pipistrellus kuhlii (Kuhl's pipistrelle), 2780 nucleotides long. It is a transcript of the gene PRSS12, whose product is annotated as serine protease 12. Gene Ontology annotation, molecular function: serine-type endopeptidase activity. Bases 106 to 2394 code for a protein of 762 amino acids. Lineage: Eukaryota; Metazoa; Chordata; Mammalia; Chiroptera; Vespertilionidae. Gene Ontology annotation, biological process: proteolysis. The transcript is spliced from 11 exons. Gene Ontology annotation, cellular component: membrane. The record is from RefSeq and is a predicted model, not a curated record.